Molecule: messenger RNA, 738 nt
Organism: Aspergillus fischeri NRRL 181
Lineage: Eukaryota; Fungi; Ascomycota; Eurotiomycetes; Eurotiales; Aspergillaceae
Product: sterol desaturase family protein
Exons: 1
Coding region: 1-738 (245 amino acids)
Biological process (GO): ergosterol biosynthetic process
Molecular function (GO): iron ion binding; C-4 methylsterol oxidase activity
Source: RefSeq, a predicted model, not a curated record
AUGGAAAGCACGUGGAAAGACAUUGUCGCCUCGUAUCCUCCGCAGGCAAUCGAAUUUGCGGGCACAGUUCUGAUUCAAGUCAUCUCCUUUUGGCUUCCAUCUCUCUGCUACCUCUCCUUAGACGCCUUGUUCCCGUCCUUCUCGCAACGGCACAAAUUGCAGCCAGCACCCAGACAGCCUAGCCGACGUGAUAUCUGGCAAUGCUUCGUGGUAGUCGCGCAGAACUCAGUGUUGUCCAUGGGCCUGCAUCUCUUCCAAAUUUUUGUUCUCAAACGGGGGACUUCAGCGUUUCGAAUCCAAGCCUCGUUGCCACCCCUGGCCGAAUUCCUUCGUGACUUCAUCCUGAGUAUACUUCUGAGAGAGGCGCUCUUCUAUUACAGUCACCGUUUUCUUCACAGUCCGUUCUUCUACGCCAGAAUCCAUAAGCGGCAUCAUAAAUUCACAGCACCCAUCGCACUGGCAGCGCAGUACGCCCAUCCCAUCGAACACAUUGUGGCCAAUACGCUUCCGAUCACUCUGCCACCGCAAAUUCUGGGGAGUCAUAUCCUUACCUUCUGGGCCUUCCUGGCUUACGAGCUCGCCAACACCGCGACAGUACAUAGUGGGUACGAUUUCUUCAAAAACAAGGCGAAAAUGCACGACCUGCAUCAUGAAAAGUUCAACUUGAACUAUGGGUCUAUCGGCCUUUUAGAUUGGCUGCAUGGGACUGAUAGGCUUGAAAAGAAACGGAAGGAAUAG